AUGGUCAAGGGAUCUACUAUUUUGCUCCUCGGAGCCUCUGCCAGUGUCCAGGCUUGCACUGCUCCCAAGGCUAAUGAAGCUACCGUCAAGUUCAUCUCGGGCUUUGAGGGAUGGAAGGAUCACGUCUACAACGACCCUGGCCCACAGCACCUCGAGACCCUUGGCUACGGACAUCUCUGCAAGAAGCCCAGAUGCGCCGAGGUCAAGUACCCCUUCCCUCCUCUAUCCAAGGCCGAUGGCCUGAAGCUUCUGAGCGACGACAUGUCGGUUGCCGAGAACUGCGUCUACCAGGACACCAACGACAAAGUUGUCCUCAAUGCCAACCAGUACGGCGCACUCGUCAGCUGGGCUUUCAACGUUGGCUGCGGCAACGUCAAGUCUUCCCAGCUCAUCAAACGUCUCAACGCUGGCGAGAACCCCAACACUGUCGCCGCCCAAGAGCUUCCCAAGUGGAACAAGGCGGGUGGAAAGGUUCUUCCCGGCCUCACUCGCCGCCGCAAUGAAGAAGUGGCCCUCUUCAAGACUCCUACCAACGAUCCUGCGCUUCCCGCUUGUGUGAACCCACCAUCUCACACCUCCAAGCCCGCUCCUCCUACUCACCACUCUACACACUCUUCGGCCAAGCCUACCAAGACUAAGGAGACAUCUACUCACUCUCACCACACCAAGCACACCAAGUCUCACAGCCACUCCCACACCAAGGUUACUUCCGCUCCUACUACUCUGUCUACCGCCAAGAGCACCACCGGCUGGGGCAACUCUACUUCCGUUGCACCUACUUCCUCGACUGCUUGGACUACCUCUGUUGUGUACACGACUGAGAUUCACACCGUCACGCAGUGUGCUUCUACCGUGACUGACUGCCCUGCUCGCCCUCACACCACCACCAAGACUAUCCCUCUGUAUACGACCAUCUGCCCCGUCACCGAGACCGAAGUUCCUACUGAGGUUCCCACCGGCCAGCCUACCGAGACUGUUGUGCCUGUUCCCACUGUUCCUACCGGCACUGGCUCUCUGCCCUCCAACACCAACACCUGGACUUCCCCCUCGCAGACUUGCAACGGCAACUGCACUCAACCCGCUCCUACGAGCCCUCCUCCCGUCAGCUCUGGCGCCAAGACUGGCGUCAGCGCUGUCGUGGUUCUCGGUGCUGUCGCUGCCUUGUUUUUGUAA
This is a messenger RNA of Pochonia chlamydosporia 170, 1173 nucleotides long. Its product is annotated as lysozyme. Bases 1 to 1173 code for a protein of 390 amino acids. The transcript is spliced from 3 exons. Gene Ontology annotation, biological process: peptidoglycan catabolic process; cell wall macromolecule catabolic process. Lineage: Eukaryota; Fungi; Ascomycota; Sordariomycetes; Hypocreales; Clavicipitaceae. Gene Ontology annotation, molecular function: lysozyme activity. The record is from RefSeq and is a predicted model, not a curated record.